Oncorhynchus masou masou (cherry salmon) is the source of this 2367-nucleotide messenger RNA. Its product is annotated as guanylate cyclase soluble subunit beta-2-like. Gene Ontology annotation, cellular component: guanylate cyclase complex, soluble. Gene Ontology annotation, molecular function: guanylate cyclase activity; heme binding. Gene Ontology annotation, biological process: cGMP biosynthetic process; response to oxygen levels. Bases 1 to 2367 code for a protein of 788 amino acids. NCBI's taxonomy places the organism in Eukaryota, Metazoa, Chordata, Actinopteri, Salmoniformes, Salmonidae. The transcript has 17 exons. The record is from RefSeq and is a predicted model, not a curated record.
AUGAGGUACGGAUUCAUAAACACCUGUCUGAAAUCUCUGGUAAUUGAGAAAUUUGGUGAAGAAACAUGGGAGAAACUGAGGACCCUGGCAGAGGUCCAGGACACGUUCAUGACUUAUGAGAUAUACGAUGAUGUCAUAACUCUGCGUCUGGUGCAGGAGGCAUGUACUAUGCUGGACAUGCCUUCUGAGGUGGUGCUGAAGCUUUUCGGGGAGUACUUCUUCAGCUUCUGUAAGAUGGCGGGGUACGACACCAUGCUGCGUACGCUAGGAGGGAACCUGGUGGAAUUCAUUGAGAACCUGGAUGCCCUUCACAGCUACCUGGCUCUCUCCUACCAGGAGAUGAACGCUCCCUCGUUCCGUGUGGAGAAGAACGAUGAUGGGAGGAUGUUGCUUCAUUACUACUCGGACAGGAAAGGCCUAUAUCACAUUGUGCCAGGCAUCAUUGAGGCGGUGGCCAAAGACUUCUUUGACAGCGAAGUGAGCAUGACCAUCCUUAACCAAUCAGAGGAGAACGAGCGCACAGGGAAGAAAGAGCAUGUGGUCUUCCUGGUCUCUCAGAGGAGCCGAGGGUCAAAGAGGGAUUUCCGGCCCCAAAGAGAGAAGAAGGAGGUAACCAAGGAGGAUGAGGAGAUUGAUAGGAGGAGGAUGAGAGCCAGGUGUGCCAGUCUGCCCCACUGCCCUGCUGGGAAAAGAUCACACUGGGACAUGGUUAGGAGCGUUGUCAUGUUUGGAAAAGAGAACCUUCUGAAGUCAUUCACACCCUGCUACCCAGAUAAGCUGUGGAUGGAGGAACAAGCAUUCUGCAAUGCUUUCCCUUUCCACAUUGUCUUUGAUAAACAGCUCAAGGUGAAGCAGACUGGGAUUAACAUCCAGAAGUUUGUCCCUGGGCUGCAGACGAUGGAUAGCCGUCUGGAUGAGUACUUCAGCAUUGUCCAUCCACAGGUGACCUUCAACAUCGAGAGCAUCAGGAAGUUCAUCAACAGCCAGUUUGUCCUGAAGACCAGACGGGAGAUGGUGCCGCUGGCCUCUCAGCAUCAGUCCAUGCUCAAACUCAGAGGUCAGAUGAUGUGGAUGGAGUCUCUGGGCUGUAUGGUGUACCUGUGCUCCCCGAAGCUGCGCAGCCUGCAGGAGUUGGAGGAGAGGGGUCUGCACAUCUCCGACAUCGCCCAGCACGACACCACCCGGGACCUCAUUCUGCUUAACCAACAGCGUCUGGCCGAGAUGGAGCUGUCCAAUCAGCUGGAGCGCAAAAAGGAGGAGCUGAGGAUCCUCUCACGCCACCUCGAGGCGGAGAAGAAGAAGACAGAGACUCUGCUCUACGCCAUGUUGCCUCGCCACGUAGCCAACCAGCUGAAGGAGGGCAAGAGGGUGGAAGCAGGUGAGUUCCAGGUGUGCACCAUCCUGUUCAGUGAUGUGGUCACCUUCACCAAUAUCUGUGCUGCCUGCGAGCCCAUCCAGAUCGUCAACAUGCUCAACUCCAUGUACUCCAAGUUCGACCGCCUUACCAGCGUCCAUGACGUGUACAAGGUGGAGACUAUUGGAGACGCCUACAUGGUGGUGGGUGGGGUUCCCAUUCCAGCUGACAGCCAUGCAGAGCGGGUGGCCAACUUUGCCCUGGGUAUGCGUAUCGCUGCCCGGGAGGUGACCAACCCUAUCACUGGGCAACCCAUCCAGAUUCGGGUGGGUCUGCAUACAGGUCCAGUGCUGGCUGGUGUGGUAGGGGACAAGAUGCCUCGAUACUGCCUGUUUGGAGAUACGGUCAACACUGCCUCCCGCAUGGAGAGUCACGGAGUGCCUGACCACAUACACCUCAGCCCCUUCACAUACAGUGCGCUGGAAGAUAAGGGCUUUGACAUCCUGGAAAGAGGAGAGAUCCAGGUGAAGGGGAAAGGCCUGAUGACCACCUACUUCCUGCUGCAGAACCUGUGUGUGUCUGAGGACACCAUCAUGGCCAGAGGGACAGGAGAGCCCUGCGUGUACAGAGACAACCAGCAGGGGGCGGGAGAGAGCGAGAGAGACACAGAAGAACCAGACAGUGUGAGAAAGGAAGAAACGAAUGGCCAAACCAUGGCAUCUGCUUCUUCUUCGGGUGACUUCACCAACAAAGACACACCUUUUCUGGGAGACACUACACCUUUUCAAAAGGGCCACCUCAACGACGAAAGCAUAGAGCUAAGGAACAUCUGUGUGCGCAUGGCAAUGAGGGACUCUGACUGUCAUAAGGACCGGGACCUUAGAGAUCUGCAGGACUGUUUAAAAGCCAUGGUGGACAGUCUGGUGUCUUCUCUCAUCAACAUGAACCAUCCCGUGGCCGUUCAGACAUCACGCACCCUUGAAGAGAUACAUCUGAGCUUCCCUGAAAUCUGA